GGGAAACGCCUCUGGCAGCACGGGCGCAAAACGUUCUUUCAAACGGCCAAUCGGACAACAACGCACCCAGACGAGAUUGAUGUGGCCGACAACGCCAUGAAGCGAAAUAAUCGAGGCUCAAGCCCAGCCUCCGCCUCGGUGCCAAAGAUUGCAAUCAAUGGGCCAUCGACAAAUAUGACGGCGGAGCCUGACAAGGCUGGCAAUGAGGGCGAGCGCGUCCAGGAAGGCGGUGAUGGUAUCGACGCGGGGCUGCGAAGCUUGGGACAUUACAAGCGGGCGCUCCCUCCAUGGAGAUAUGCAGUGCGACAGAAGAUGCUGCCCCUGAUUCGGUGGGAAACACCCUACCUCGCCUGGUUGCAGUCCAAGAUCCGCUCGCCCGCACUCGACAGUUACUUUGCCAUUACUGCAAACCUCGGGACGCAUACGUUCUUCAUGAUCGGGCUUCCCAUCAUGUUUUGGUGUGGAUUUAUGGAAUUUGGGAAGGGCCUUGUCCACAUAUUAGCAACCGGCGUCUUCGUUACAGGCUUCAUCAAGGAUCUACUAUCUCUCCCCAGACCACUGUCGCCCCCUCUCCACCGAAUUACCAUGUCCGGAUCAGCGGCGCUCGAGUACGGCUUUCCAUCAACACAUUCAACCAAUGCAGUAUCCGUCGCUGUGCUUGGAAUUCUCAUGCUGCACGACCCAACCAACACUCUUUCCCCUGCAAUCAAGGUCUACUUGGAGGUCUUGAGCUAUUUCUACGCAGUAUCCAUCGUCUUUGGCCGUCUCUACUGCGGCAUGCAUGGUUUCCUGGAUGUGAUAAUCGGCAGUCUGAUUGGCAUCUUUAUCGCACUCGGCGAGUUCUAUUGCGGCCCGAUAUUGGAUUCCUGGCUUCACGCCACUGGCUGGCGCGGGUCCAUCGUGUUUAUCCUGACCAUCAUCGUACUGGUGCGCAUCCACCCGGAGCCUGCGGAUGACUGCCCGUGCUUCGACGACAGUGUUGCCUUUGCCGGCGUCAUGAUGGGCCUCGAAGUUGGGUUCUGGCACUAUAUGCACUCAUCCUUUGCCUGGCCGGCAAGCGAUCGCUUCUCACUGUCUCAGUUGGGUUGGCCGACUGUGGGAGCACGCCUUGUGGCGGGCAUUCUCGUCAUCUUUGCGUGGCGCGAAAUCAUGAAGCCUGCGCUGCUCAAGAUUCUCCCCUAUAUCUUCCGUGCCAUAGAAGACCGCGGUCUUUCCCUCCCGCGACGCUUCUUUGUCAAUGCGAGCGAGUACAAGAACAUUCCCGACCUCCUCCGCCUCCACACCGACAAUGUUAUCCCUUCGGUCAGUGACCUGCCUGAGAUUGUGCGCAACAUACGGCGCGUGGGGACCCGCGGCCGCAGCGUCAGCAUCGGGCCGCAAAGCGCGGCAGAUGCGUACGAGACGCUGGCUUAUCGGGAGCGGAGGCGACGGGAGAGCAUAGGGAGCAACGCCAGCCUUGGAAGCAAGCCAAGCCUGCGGAACCUCAGGGAGGAGGUCGCCCGGGAGGAUGGCACUUCCGGGGACGCGUUUCAAGACGGAGAUGGCUUUGCGUUUUCGUCAUCCCUCAGUUCUGCCCAGCAGAGCCGGCGGAGGAACCAGUCGCCAGGUACUCUGGCCGAAUACGAAAGCCAGAUGGGCCAGGGUACUGUUGUCGUUGGGGACGAAGGUGGCAACGGCGAGGAUGAUGUGGACAUCUUCAUUGGCCAGCAAGACGAGUUUGAGGAGAAGGAGAUGUUUGAGAAGCUUAUAAAGCCACGUGUCAAGUAUGAUGUUGAGGUGGUGACCAAGCUGGUCGUCUAUGCCGGCAUUGCAUGGCUGAGCGUUGAGGGCAUACCGGUCAUGUUUGAAUAUAUAGGCCUGGGUGCGGAACACCUACGCCAACCGAGGUGA
Molecule: messenger RNA, 1890 nt
Organism: Pyricularia pennisetigena
Lineage: Eukaryota; Fungi; Ascomycota; Sordariomycetes; Magnaporthales; Pyriculariaceae
Exons: 4
Coding region: 97-1890 (597 amino acids)
Cellular component (GO): endoplasmic reticulum membrane
Molecular function (GO): sphingosine-1-phosphate phosphatase activity
Source: RefSeq, a predicted model, not a curated record